Messenger RNA from Cordyceps militaris CM01, 1212 nucleotides. RefSeq lists its product as uncharacterized. The record is from RefSeq and is a predicted model, not a curated record. NCBI's taxonomy places the organism in Eukaryota, Fungi, Ascomycota, Sordariomycetes, Hypocreales, Cordycipitaceae. The transcript has 2 exons. Bases 1 to 1212 code for a protein of 403 amino acids.
AUGAACGCAGUAGACGCCCUUCACCACCACCACGACCAGCACCACCAUCACAAUGCCGCGAGCUUCAACAGUCCUGUAGCGCUAGAUCGCCGCAGCACUGCUGGGAGUAGCACCAGCAACGGGCCUGCACCGAGCACCAAUAGCUUUCGCAGCUCCUACGACAGCUAUCGCGACCUGCAUGCGCCGUCGUCCUCACCGCCGGCGCAUCCCAUUUACGGCCAGUCCAGCCCCAGUGUCGUCUCCAGUCUCAACCACUCCGCCGUCCCUGGCGGCUGGAGUCCUCUGCAUCGCCAGCCCUCGUCCACGCCCUCACGGAGCCAGGUCGCCGCCCCGAGUCCACGCAGCAGCCGCAACGAGCUCGCGCGUCGCCUGGCCCUUCUCGCCCAGCGCCUCACAUGCGGCGACGACAUCAACGAGCUGGCCCUGGCCGGGCAGCUCGACCAGAUGGAAAAGGCCGUCAGCCCGCCGUCGUCCCCGAACCCGCGACGGCGACCGCCCCCCACACCGCAGCAGCAACAGCAGCCAACGCCGGCCCCUGCCAGCGGGCCGUCGGAUCCCGAGACGCCCAAGUCGCCGCCGCCGAGGAGUGAAACCGAAUCUGUGUUCGGCUCCCCGCUCUCCAUGAUCCGAUCGCAGUUUUCCGACCUGUCGCUGGCAUCCAUGCGUGAACGCGAGCGCGAGCGCGAGCAGGAGCGCAUCGCCGAGGAGGAGCGGGCGUCGCGCGAACAGACGGGCAUCACAGAAGCAAAAGCCAAGCAGCUCAUUGGCGAGGCCAACAAACUCAACGAGGAGCUGUCGCAGGUGGCCGAGAAUUUGAAAGCGCGGCAAGAAGAGAUGGAGCACAUUAACAACCUCCUCAUCGAGCGCACCGAAAGAGCGGCCGAGCGCAUCGUUUUCUUGCAAAAUCGCGUGUCUUACCUGGAGCGCGAGCUCGACGACAACGACGAUGAGCUCCAGCACCUGCGCAUCGGCCUCAAAGCCGUCGAGAUCCAGCUCCCGCCCAACCCUGACGAGGAGCUCCAACGCUGCAUCAACGUCUUCAAGGACGACUUUCGCCAGAUCAAGCGGGACCGCGCCAACCGCGGGGCCAGCAUCGCCUCCUCUCGCGCCUUUGUCACCUCGGCGCCGACCACACCCAGUCCGGGUGGUAAACGACGACCCGCCACCUCCUAUCCAAUGUACACGACACCACCCCGAAACGAUAUGAAAUGA